Molecule: messenger RNA, 1779 nt
Organism: Drosophila rhopaloa
Lineage: Eukaryota; Metazoa; Arthropoda; Insecta; Diptera; Drosophilidae
Exons: 5
Coding region: 120-1763 (547 amino acids)
Biological process (GO): maturation of LSU-rRNA; maturation of 5.8S rRNA
Cellular component (GO): preribosome, large subunit precursor; Las1 complex
Molecular function (GO): endonuclease activity
Source: RefSeq, a predicted model, not a curated record
UAUUCUUAACCAGCAGCACUAGGAGCAACUAGUUGUUGUCGCUUUACAACACCAUCACAAUUGUUGCGUUUUUAUAAGCGGUUUGUUUUGCUUUGAGUUUUUCUUUAAAAAAAACUAUCAUGGCUGUUGCAAAAAAGGGAAAGCCAGCAGUUAAAAAGAAAAGUCCAGAAAAGGGAAAAGUGCAGAAAGCUAAAGCUGCCCCAGCCACACCGCCUGCAACAGUAAAACAACGAACUGUGGUCACCCCUUGGCGAGACACACUAGAAUUCAAAACUACUUAUGACUGGUUAUUUGGCAAAACAUCUACACCCGCCAACCGGCGCCUGGCACUCAGUAAAAUUCGCAUUUGGAAUCUGCGAAGAGGAAACCUCUGCCCGGCGGCUGUUUUGGCCACUUCGGUGCUCGUCCAGGCUCAACUGGACGAUCAGGAGGAAAACUCAAAGAUACAGAGCACCUAUGCCAGUGCCUUCAAUCGAUUUUACAACUUCAUGUCAUCUAUCAUCCAGGGUCACAAUAUGAGCAGCAUGUACGAAACGGCCAAGGAACUGGGACUCCAGUCGUUUAUCGUGGAUCUGCGGCACUUGUGCGCCCACGGACAGGAGCUGCCGCCAGUGGAAGUCCUAAGGAACACCUCAGAACAUUGCCUGGAGUGGCUGCGCACCUACUACUGGCUGCCACACAAGGAGACAAUGUCAAAUUUAGAUGCCGGCAAGCUGCAGCGCAAGGACAAGAUUAAGUUUGAAAAUGCUGUGAACAGUCUUUUAGAGAUCUACGAUCUGACCCUGGAGUGCCAUCUCAAGGGUGCGGAGAAACUUAAGGCCAUCAGCAAACUUAAAUCCAGCGCAGAAUUUAACAAGAUUCGGGUUUUCUCCUCUAGCAAGAAGGCAAAGACAUCGAAGGAAAUACUCGAUGCGGUAGUAAAUGAUCUGAGUGCGCUGGUUAAAAAGGAGUCCACUUCUAUGAAAGCGUUGACGGACAUUUACACUCGCUGCCUGCUUAAAAUGGAAUACUUCCUUGGAGCUGGCUUGCAAAUUGAUGACAACGAGGAUGCUCUCAUUUCAGCCACGCAAGGACUUUUCAGACUUCUAGCCAUGCAAGGAUAUAUCGAAAACUUAUUUGCGGCUCUAGUGCAGUUAACUGAAAACACAAACGAGACAGAAAAUAGACGACUGGGAGCCAGCUAUUGGGCCACCAAGAUGAUUGAAACAUUUGCAAUGCUGUUCCGGAUGAAACGGAUGUACAAAGGGGAACUAGAUUUGAACGAUAAAUUAAAACCAGCGGAUUUUUCAUCUCUUAACACGGAUAAGAUAUCGAAAACCAUGCGCAGUCUUUUAGUACAUUCAAAUGUAGAUCCCUCCCUUACCCUUAUUUUUGGAGAUAAUCCAAAGAAGUCAAGAACGUUGGUCUUUGAGCGGGAGUUUAUUUUGCAGCGUGUUGGUCCUUUCAAUAAAUACUCAGGGCCAAUACUUAAAGGGUUAUUACCCCUUGCGGAUCCUCCUUAUAGCAAGUCGCAAAUAACGGAUUUGACCGAACUCUGUGACAUUAGAUUAAUGGGGUACAAAACGGAGUAUAAAGUGGAGGAUAGGAGUACCCCGGUGGAGAGUUAUAACCUGGAAUUCCUGGAAAAGCUUGUUGCCAAAGCAGCUCAAAGUAAAAGCAAUAACUUCAGCAAUCUAGAAUCCUCAGAUUUGGGCAUUUGGAAAAUGGAGAACGAUAACGAUUGGUCUAAAUGUGCAUUGGGUGUAUUACCUUGGGCUCAAUAAAUAUACCAUUCAUGUU